Saprolegnia diclina VS20 is the source of this 1422-nucleotide messenger RNA. Its product is annotated as AUR protein kinase. The transcript is spliced from 7 exons. Lineage: Eukaryota; Oomycota; Saprolegniomycetes; Saprolegniales; Saprolegniaceae. Gene Ontology annotation, biological process: protein phosphorylation. Gene Ontology annotation, molecular function: protein serine/threonine kinase activity; ATP binding. The coding region runs from base 1 to 1422 and encodes 473 amino acids. The record is from RefSeq and is a predicted model, not a curated record. Gene Ontology annotation, cellular component: cytoplasm.
AUGGCACAGCACAAGGCGAUGCCACCUGCCACCGAGGCCGAGGCCAUGCAGCCUGCUUUGACAGCCACGACGCCGCAGCAUGCGCCGAGCCGGAAGCGCAAGGCGCAAGACGAGGCAGCGGGGCAGAAGGCCGCCAAAGCUGCGAAGCCUGAGUUGCCGAGCGUUAUCGAACAGGUCAAGGCCUUGGCUGCGCGUGCUUGGGCGUGGCUGCCGCUGCAUUCUAUGCGACACGCGCUUCCGAUGGAGUUCGCAGUCUCAACGGUGCAAGAAGGGCAGGCCCUGCACAAGAAAGAACGGCUGAGCCCAAGGUCGCUCGUCAUGUGUCGCCACUUGCGCGAGCCGUUGCCUAUCGAAGCGGUCCCACCGCAGUCCAUUGAAGCCAUCAAGGCCAUGCCGCGCAGAAAGCUUUUGCUCGUCGCGAAGGCGGUGUACAGGCAUUUGAAGGCGCGCCACGCAUCGACCGGAACCGGCGUCUCGGAGUUGAAGAACCUACGAGAAAUGCCGAUGCACAACUUGCGCCUUUGGGUGACGCUCCACCUGCCAGAUGUCAUGCCGUUCAAGGCGAUGCUCAAGGGCAUCGGCGUCACGGGUGACCUAAGCGACACCAUCGGCAUCGGCUCGACGUCGCUCGUGUAUCGCGGCACGUGCCACUCGGACGGCGACAAGCUUGUCGCUAUCAAGAAACUGCAGUAUUCGUCGGACACUGCCAGUAUGAUGCAGACCCAGAAGGAUCGCUUUGUGGCCGAAGCCCAGCUGCACGCGCAGCUGGAGCACGAGCGCAUUGUGAAGUUCUACCGGUUCUUGCCGUCGUGGCCCCCGGCCAUCCUCGGAGAGCUCGGCGAUUGCAACCUUUUCAAGUUUGCGUUGAUCCACGGCCCCCAGUGCGAGCCCGUGGCCGCGCGCUUUGUCAAGGAGGUGGCGGAAGGCCUCGCGUACCUCCACGGGCGCGGCAUCUGCCACGCAGACAUCAAGUGUCGAAAACGCAGACAUCAAGUUGUCGAACAUUGUCAUGGGCUUCGACGGCCACCUUCGCAUCGCCGACUUUGGCUCUGUCUAUCACGAGUGAAGCCCUCCCGUGUACAAGCGCGGGACAUCUAUGGCUUGGCCCCCGAACUCUUUAAGGACGAGGGGUGGGACACAACGGUGGAUAUCUGGGCGCUUGGCGUCAUGACCUACGAACUUCUGGUGGGCGAAAACCCGGUCACCAAUACGCCCUUGGACAUGGCGAAUCCGCCCCUCUCGGUCUUCAAGAGCGCCAUGCCGUCCAUCGAGUCCAAGAUCCAAAGCAAGGUCGAGGCGCAACCCUUCCCGGCGGACGUCAAAGACCUCCUCCUGCGUAUGCUUGAGCCGCAGCCCGAGGAGCGCAUAUGCCUCGAGGACAUCCUCACCCACGAGUGGGUGCGCCGCCACACUGACGCGUAG